This is a messenger RNA of Caenorhabditis bovis, 480 nucleotides long. The record is from the annotation of a GenBank genome assembly. NCBI's taxonomy places the organism in Eukaryota, Metazoa, Nematoda, Chromadorea, Rhabditida, Rhabditidae.
AUGCUGUCUGCCUAUUUUUUGUUGAUUUCGGUGGCAUCUCUUGCAUCUGCAACUCCGGGAGUAUGGACAUCCUGGGGUGCUUUCGGAAGUGAAUGCACUGCCUGUCCGGAAGGUACGACUUAUGUUGGCCGCACUCGUGUGUGCAUUCCCGGAGAUGAUGGAUCUCUCUGCGAAGGAUCGAGAAUUGAAGAAACCACGUGCACUUGUCCAACAACUGGAGAAUGGGAAGAAUGGGGAGAAUGGUCUGAAUGUGAUAAGAACUGUGGAUACUGUGGAACAAUGACACGCGAACGAGUGUGCACCCAAGUUCCGGACUGCCCUGAAGUUACUUGCGAAGGAGAUGCCACGGAGACUGAAGCAUGUAGUACUUCUGAUGUUAUCUGCACCGGUGGAUAUGCUUGUUGCAGCUCUCCAACCAAGAGAUAUGUCAAGAAGUUGGAUGCUGUUAACAAAAGACUCUAUUGUGUAUUGUCGCCGUAA